AUGUAUCCGUCCGACGACAGUCUGCCACCGGGCUCUUUCAUGACCGGCAAAUUUUCCUAUCCCUACGCUGUUCCACUGAACGGGAGGAUGCAGAACGGCAGGUACUCGUGGGAUUCGAUUCUACAAGCCGAUGACAGAAGACUGAUUGGCCAAAACGGCAAUUUCUGGGCUUCGUGGUACCAUGGUAUCAAUCAAGCUGCGGCCAGUCCUACCAUUCCUACGGCUUACAGACUUAAUCCGUAUUAUAUGGCGAGUCCAGCUGCUUUCUUCGCGCCUCACUUCGUCCCUUCUGGUUCUCCGAUUCCACCUGAAAGUUACAGCGCUGGCUACGGCGCUGUUCUCAGUACCGAAUUCAUCGUCGAAAAAUUAAUCCAAGUCAAUCUGAAGAAUCAGCUGUAG
This is a messenger RNA of Soboliphyme baturini, 399 nucleotides long. Lineage: Eukaryota; Metazoa; Nematoda; Enoplea; Dioctophymatida; Soboliphymatidae. The record is from the annotation of a GenBank genome assembly.